AUGCGCGCAAGAGAGGAUUCGCUGGCACGCUGCCGUGUGCUGGUGCUGGGGGCCGGAGGCCUCGGCUGCGAGCUGCUGAAGAACCUGGCGCUGCUGGGGAUCCCCGAGCUGCAUGUGAUUGACAUGGAUACGGUGGAGCUCACGAAUCUGAAUCGCCAGUUCCUGUUCCGCGAGACAGAUAUCGGUCACCCGAAGGCGGCCGUCGCCGCGCGCUACAUCAAUGGUCUGGCGCUGCCCAGCGUCGUGCCCGGGCGAGGAGUGCGCGUGGAGCCGCACGUCGGUGACCUCACGCAGCAGCCCUCUGCGUUCUGGGAGGGCUUCACGGCGGUCAUAUCCGGGCUGGACGCAAUUGAGCCACGGCGCCACGCCAAUGCGCUGCUCGUGCGUCUCACGCUCAGCUCCAACUACGCUAAGUGCAUUCCGUUGAUCGACGGCGGCAGCGAGGGCUUCGCGGGCCACUGCAAGACCAUCCUGCCCGGCAUCAGCGCCUGCUACGAGUGCUCGCUGGACACGCUCGCGCCACCCGGGUUGGCGUUUCCGCUAUGCACCAUUGCAAACAAGCCGCGGCUGCCUCAGCAUAUAGUGAUGUAUGUCUUGACCGUGGAGUGGCCCACCGCGCCCUUUCAAGCGGGAUGCAGCUUCGACGAUCCGGAGGCCGUGGCGUGGCUCGCGCAGCGCUGCGCCACGCGCGCCGCGGCCUUCGGUAUGAACGCCGCGGCCUUCACCACGGCCUACGUACUCGGCGUCGCCAAGCGCAUCGUGCCCAGCGUCGCAAGCACCAAUGCCAUCGUCGCGGCCGCCUGCUGCUCGGAACUACUCAAGUUGGUGCACGACCUCACAGACCCAGAGAACAUGAACAAUUUUCUACAGUAUAAUGGGGCAGAGGGCUGUUUUGCUUAUAGCUUUACACAUCAGCGGCUACCUUCGUGCCCUGUCUGCAGCCAAGGAGAUGGCUGCUGA
This is a messenger RNA of Eremothecium gossypii ATCC 10895, 960 nucleotides long. It is a transcript of the gene UBA3, whose product is annotated as NEDD8-activating protein UBA3. Gene Ontology annotation, cellular component: nucleus; cytoplasm. Gene Ontology annotation, biological process: protein neddylation. Gene Ontology annotation, molecular function: NEDD8 activating enzyme activity. The record is from RefSeq and is marked provisional. NCBI's taxonomy places the organism in Eukaryota, Fungi, Ascomycota, Saccharomycetes, Saccharomycetales, Saccharomycetaceae. The coding region runs from base 1 to 960 and encodes 319 amino acids. The transcript has a single exon.